AUGCUUGAAUUUCUCUUUGUCCUGUCACUAUUGGCGCUUUGCUUCUCAUUGGCAGUUGCACAAGACUCAUCAUCUAACCUGGUGCAGCAGAGCUCAUCAGUGACUCUCGCUGUUGGCGUUUCAGUGUCAGCAAACGGCUCACGGGUGUCACGAAUGCCACAAGUAUGUUCGAGCUGUUCACUGAAUGGUUUCGUAUCUACUCUGCCUCCACCUGGUCUUCAGGAAUUGAACCCUGGGAAUGGGACACUUACUGCCCAGCCUGACGUAUCUGUGACAGCCACAACACUUACUAGGGUUACAUCCUUUUUGGAUGGACGUCCAGCUUCGACGACAAUCGAUACUAUCACGGUAGCUUUUACCAUCGCUCGGCCAAAAGACCCCAUGAGAACCUCUGUCUUCACCACAGAUGGGAUACCAUACACGUCAAACGACUUUCCCGGGAUAAUCUUUACCUACCCAUCUCCAUAUGUUGCUUUCACGGGUUUCCAAUACGCGUCAGCUUGUACGGCUCCACCGACAGCAAUUCCCGUCGACUAUAAACAACAUGUUCAGGACCUUGUUCUCCCUGCAGCGGAAGCAAGUCCGUUGAUCCCUAACCGUGUGCGCAACGCUCUCGAGACAUUCCCCGAGUUCCAACAAUCCGGAGCGAUGGACCUAUCCAACUGCUCGGGAACCGUCGGCGACAACCUGCCGCUAAUCGGACGAAGGUUGGUUGAUAGGCAUAAGCUCUACCCAACCCCAUCGUACGAUGAGUUACCAAAGAGAAAACCAAUUCCGUUUGCUUCUCGUCGCGAACCUUGGCCAACCACCACCGGGUUUGUGCAGAUCGUACCACAACAAAACAGCACCAUAGAGCACACGUCGGUCCUACUUUUGGUGGGUGUUCAGGAUACUCAGAUUACCAUUGAGGGCAAAUCUGGGGGAGAUGACCUACCAGCGGAUCCAAAUCCCCCUGGCGGUAGUGGUGAACGAAAUCAAAGUGGAGGAAAUGAAGGCGGAGGGAACAAUAACGGAGGAGGGAAUACCAACGAAGGCGGCAACACCAACGAAGGCGGGAACUCUGUGGGAGGAGGGAACGCCAACAACGGAGGAUGGAACACUAACAACGGAGGAAAUACGAACGGGGGAGAGAAUCCCAAUGGAAGAGGGGGCAACGGCGGUAGCAAUUCGGGUGGCGAAAGCAGUGGAAGCGGAAGCGGAACCCCCGACGGUUCUGUGGCCACUCCUGGAUCUGGAAGCCCAGGUGGAGGCAUCGAUGGGGGUUGCUCGACCGUUGCUGGCUGCAUUGCCGCAGGGCUAGGAGGAUUGUCUGGGGGUCCAUCGACUGGCGGGACCUCUUCCGGUGAUGGCUCGUCGAACGGUGGCGGCUCCAGUGGGGGUUCUUCGGGCAGUUCUUCUGGUGGCGGAAGCUCAGGCGGAACUACAUCCUCGAAUGGUGGACCGCCAGGUGGGGAGUCUUCUGGCGGAGCAUCUUCAGUCGGGAGUCCUUCAGGCGGCACGGCUUCAGGCGGAGGGUCUUCGAGUGGAGGGUCUUCGUCUUCCGGCAGUGGAUCUUUGGGAGGAGGCUCGUCAAGCGGAGGGCCUUCAGGCGGCGAUUCACCGAAUAAUGGUCCAGGCAAUGGAGGCUCUAGCUCUGGAUCACCAGGCACAAACCCAUCAAAUGGGGGACCUGGACUUGGAGAGUCAUCCGGUGGAAGUAGGUCCUUGAAUGAGGGCUCGUCCAGUCCUCAAUCCAUUCCUAUCGGUGGAUCAACCGUCCAAGUCUAUUCUGGGAAUGAUGGGGUUGUUAUCGGAGGAGAGACUAUCCAACCCGGACAAAUCGCAACGAUCAACGGAGUCUCCAUAUCGUUCCCUACCCCUGGACCUGGUGGCCCAGCCCUUGUGAUAGGUGGAAGCAGUACAGCCGCGCUCAGUCAAGGCCCUCCUACACCACCUACCAUUGUCCUUGGCACUGCUACAAUCACCGCCAAUCCCUCCGGAUCUUUCGUUAUUGGGCCAGGACAGUCUCUCACUCCCGGUGGUACCAUCACUGCCAAUGGCCAGGCCAUUUCCCUUGCCCCCGAUGGUUCCUAUGUUGUGAUCAACGGACAAAUAUCGACACUCCGAGGCCUCGGAUCGAUUCCUUCUGCUUCUCAAGUUCCUGCGGCGCUCACUGUCAAUGGGAGGAUCUACUCAGCAACAGUAAAAGAUGGGAAGAUGUGGUACAGUGUUGCUUCAGGCACCACGCUUACCCCUGGAGGUAUUGCAACUAUAUCAGGUACCGUCAUUAGUCUUGGAACAGAUGCAUCCGAAUUGGUUAUCGGAAGUUCAACGAGCAAACUUCAACUGGGAUCGGUACUUGCAUCGACAACAGGGAGUGGGUCAAUCCCGACUGCUUCUAGCGCAGGCUCAUCGGGAAGCAAGUCCAUAUCAUCAAGCACGGGUCCAUCCGGUUCAUCGGUGUCCGCAACUAGAUCGAGCAGUGCGGCUCCCUCGACAGGUAGUAGCGGAGUAGGGAGAAUGAAGGAUGGUAUUGUCGAAGGAUGGUUGAUGAGUCUCUCAAGUUUUCUGAUUUGGGUUUUGUGA
Molecule: messenger RNA, 2565 nt
Organism: Eremomyces bilateralis CBS 781.70
Lineage: Eukaryota; Fungi; Ascomycota; Dothideomycetes; Eremomycetales; Eremomycetaceae
Exons: 3
Coding region: 1-2565 (854 amino acids)
Source: RefSeq, a predicted model, not a curated record